AUGGGUUGCGCAGCGCCUGCUGUGACUACAGGGGGCGACGUGAAGGUCCCCGAGCUUGAAGGAGUGCUUGUGACUGUAGCGGGUGGUGUCGUCGUAGGAGAACCUACGACUGUUGACGUAGCAGACAGGGUCGUCGGAGAGGAGGUUGACGGGGAGGAUGCUGGCGAGGAAGAGGUCGACAGGGAGGGGCUUGUCUGA
This is a messenger RNA of Anthostomella pinea, 198 nucleotides long. The record is from the annotation of a GenBank genome assembly. Lineage: Eukaryota; Fungi; Ascomycota; Sordariomycetes; Xylariales; Xylariaceae.